AUGGCUGAUUUUGCUUGUUCCACUGCUGCUUUAGCACCAUCUUGCUCUGGGUGGAAUCCAACUACUCCUGGUACGUCAAAUUCUGCUACUUUCAUCAACGUCGAUGAUGCCUUGGCUUCUUUUGAACUGAUGGUCAGCAUGAAUCCCAAGCCUUCCAUUUCGAGAUUCGAUCAGGUAUUGUCCUAUCUUCUGAAAAUGAACGUCCCUCAUACUGCCUUCUCUGUAUCUAGAUCAAUGGAAUUGGCUGGAAUUCCACACAAUGAGUACACACUCGACAUGUUGAUUCGUUGCUUGUGUAAAUUAGGCAGUGCGGAUGUUGGAUUUUCAGUUUUGGGUAAAGCUUUUAAACUUGGAGUUCAACCUGAUGUUGUGACCUUUGGUACAUUGAUUAAUGGGCUCUCUAAAGAUGGAAAACUUGCUGAAGCUGUGAACUUGGUUGAUAAAAUUAGGAUGUUGGGAUAUCAACCUGAGGUGUUAAUGUAUACCCCAAUCAUCAAUGUACUAUGCAAAGCAGGACAAGCAAAUGCAGGCUUUGAAUUGCUCGAGAAAAUAGAAGAUACCUUCAACAUACUGGUCGACGCUUUUUGUAAGAAAGGAAAUGUAUUGGAGGCUAAAGCUGUAGUCAAAAGGAUGAUUCAAAGAGGCUUGCUUCCAGAUGUGGUGACUUAUAGUUGUUUGAUUCACGGUCUAUGUAUCUCGAGCCAAGAGAAUGAAGCUAUGAUGUUGUUGGAUGAAAUGAUAGAAAAGAACGUCAUGCCUAACUUAUAUACCUUCAACAUAUUGGUCGACGCUUUUUGUAAGAAAGGAAAUGUGUUGGAGGCUAAAGCUGUAGUCAAAAGGAUGAUUCAAAGAGGCCUGCUUCCAAAUAAUAUCACAUACAAUUCAUUGAUGAAUGGGUAUUCCCUGCGGAACGAAGUAGACAAGGCGCGGCGGGUAUUUGAUUGUAUGGUUCUCACGGGAUGCAAGCCUAACGUUUACAACUAUAACACCAUGAUUGAUGGAUAUUGCAAAAGUAAAAGGAUGGAGGAAGCCGAGCAGUUAUUUAAUGAUAUGCUUGGGAAGGAUGUGUCUCCCUGCACUAUUACAUAUAAUAUUCUCAUGAAUGGAUAUUGCCAUGCAGGGAGGCUUGAAGAUGCACAAGAGCUUCUCAAGAAAAUGUGCAGUCAAGGUUUAUCCCCAAAUCUUGCGACAUAUAGGACUUUGCUUGCUAAUUUGUGCAACCGAGGCUAUCUUGACAAAGCACUGGCUCUAUUUGAAGCAAUGAAAAGUAAUAAGUUGAAGCCCGAUGUUCCUAUGUAUAACUUCAUUAUUGCUGGUUUGUUUGAAGCAGGGAGGGUUAAUGAAGCAAGGGAAAUGUUUUCUACCCUCAGUGAAGGUGACUGCUUAAAGCCAACUACCCGCACAUAUAACAUAGUAAUCAAUGGACUUUGUAGGCAAGGUUUGGUAGAUGACGCAUACAAUUUGUUUAGAACAAUGGAAGGGCUUACUUGUCCACCAAACUGCAAGUCUUAUAACGUGAUUAUCCAUGGAUUUCUUCAGCAUAAAGGUCCAUUUGAAGCUGGGGAUCUUAUCCAAGAAAUGUUGUCCAAGGGUUUCACAGCUGAUACAACCACAAUGUCCUUGCUGAUGGAUUUAACGUCGAAAAAUCAACUGAAUCAUCCAGUUGUCAGAAAGCUGGUUGGUGAUUCUGGAAUGGCUUGUGAGGAGGUUAGGCCGAAGGGUUUAUCAGCAGAGAGAAACAUCACCCCAGAAGCUUGUUAG
Molecule: messenger RNA, 1761 nt
Organism: Linum tenue
Lineage: Eukaryota; Viridiplantae; Streptophyta; Magnoliopsida; Malpighiales; Linaceae
Source: the annotation of a GenBank genome assembly